Colletotrichum karsti is the source of this 750-nucleotide messenger RNA. RefSeq names its product smr domain-containing protein. Lineage: Eukaryota; Fungi; Ascomycota; Sordariomycetes; Glomerellales; Glomerellaceae. Bases 1 to 750 code for a protein of 249 amino acids. The record is from RefSeq and is a predicted model, not a curated record. The transcript has 3 exons.
AUGUCUAUUCCUAUGAACCGCCUUGGCGGUCGCGGUGAGAAGCCCCGUCUGUUUUCGUUUAAUCACGCCGACAACGACGAUGACGACGUGGAGCGCGAGUACGAUCGCCUUCGCGACCUAGCCCGCGAGGAAGCCAACAAGCGUAACAACUGCUUCGAGCGCUCCCAGCAGGCCUACCAGUCCGGCGAUGGUGCAGCCGCCAAGGAGCUCUCGAACGAGGGCAAGCGCCAUGCCCAGAAGAUGGAGGACUACAACCGCCAGGCGUCCGAGUACAUCUUCCGCGAGAACAACGCCGCCGGCCGCGUCACGGGCAGCUGCGUCGACCUCCACGGCCAGUUCGUCGAGGAGGCGGAGCGCAUCCUCGAGGAGCGCAUCCGCGCCGACCGCGCCCGCGGCCAGGACCACCUGCACGCCAUCGUCGGCAAGGGCAACCACUCUACGGGCCACGUGCAGAAGCUGAAGCCGCGCAUCGAGGCGAUUUGUCGCGAGAUGGGCCUCAACUUCUCCACCGAGGAUAACGCCGGCAGGAUCUACAUCAACCUCCAGGGCGGCGACGCGACGAUGCCGCCGCCGCCUCAGCAGGGCGGUGGACACCAUGGUGGGCAACCGCAGCAGCAUCACGGCGGUCAGCAACAGCACCAUGGUGGUCAACAGCAGCACCACGGCGGUCAGCAGCAACAGGGGCAGGACGACGACAUCGUCGUCAAGAUCCUCAAGAAGCUGGAGAAGGCUUGCUGUGUCGUCAUGUAA